CUCACAGGCUCCUCCCACAAUCAGCUUCAUUUGUUUGGCAACAAGGAUGUCCUACUUGUAUAACCGCGGCAUCUAGCCCGUUAUCGAUUGUAUUUAGAUUUUAAAACAAAUAUUCGCCUUUAAAAACUGAGAGGAGGCUGAGCUCCGGUCCCUUUGCCCCCCAUCAGCUCCCGGUGGUCAAAAUGUCGGUCGGAUUCCGCUGCCGUGCCCUAAUCCCAUGGAUGAUCCUGGCCGCCGUGCUGGGUUCGGUCCUCGGUUUGGGAGAAGAUCUCGACCGGCCUCUGUUUGGGCCUCCAGGAUCACCCAUUCGGGUUCAUGAGUCCGAUCCAGGUUUGAAGAAGGUGAUGCUUUUCGCGGAGGAGCGAUACAACCGGGGCUCCAACGCCAUGCACCUCCGUAAAAUCAGCCGGUUCGUCUCCGCCACCAAACAGCUGGUUAAAGGAAUUCGAUACACAAUAACAGUGGAGCUGAGCAACACCCUCUGCAAGAAAUCUGCCAUGCUCAGGACAUGUGACUUCUAUCCAGAGACUCAGAAGCUGAAGACUGAGGUGUGUGUGUUUGAAGUGUGGGACAUCCCCUGGCAGGGCACUUCAACCCUGCUGAAACAGAAGUGCAGUCCUAAAGCUGAAGUGGAAGAAACCAACCGCAUGGAGAAACCAACCAACAGCCAACUUGCGGAGGAGUCUGUGCAGCUUCUAGGCCAGUUUAAAGAGUUCAUGGUCAAGUACAAGAAGGACUACAGCAGUCAGGAGGAGGCUGAAAGGCGUUUCCAAAUUUUCCACGAGAAUCUGAAAACCGCUGAGAAGCUCCAGGCUUUGGAUCAAGGUUCAGCUGAAUAUGGCGUCACCAAGUUCAGUGACCUGACUGAGGAGGAAUUUCACUCCGCAUACCUGAACCCCCUGCUGAGCCAGUGGACGCUCCACCGGGAAAUGAAACCAGCUCCUCCUGCCAAAAGCCCCGCCCCUGACAGCUGGGACUGGAGGGACCACGGAGCUGUCAGCCCAGUUAAAAACCAGGGGAUGUGCGGAUCUUGUUGGGCUUUCUCUGUCACAGGAAACAUCGAGGGUCAGUGGUUCCUGAAAAAUGGAACUUUGCUGUCGCUCUCAGAACAAGAGCUGGUUGACUGUGACGGUUUAGAUCAGGCGUGCCGAGGCGGGCUGCCGUCAAACGCCUAUGAAGCCAUCGAGAAGCUGGGUGGUUUGGAGACAGAAACCGACUACUCCUACACAGGAAAGAAGCAGAGAUGUGACUUCACCAACAGGAAGGUGGCCGCUUACAUCAACAGCUCUGUGGAGCUCCCCAAAGAUGAGAAGGAGAUCGCGGCUUGGCUGGCGGAGAACGGACCCAUCUCCGUUGCCUUGAAUGCUUUUGCAAUGCAGUUCUAUAAGAAGGGUGUUUCUCACCCUUGGAAGAUCUUCUGCAACCCCUGGAUGAUCGACCACGCCGUCCUCCUGGUGGGAUACGGUGAACGUAAUGGGAUCCCAUUUUGGGCCAUCAAGAACAGCUGGGGCGAGGAUUAUGGCGAGCAGGGUUACUACUACCUGCACAGAGGCUCCAACGCCUGUGGCAUCAACAAGAUGGGCUCAUCGGCUGUAGUCAACUAAACACAUCCAAACGCCGCAGUUGCAGCUGUUCUGCUCCAUCAUCUUUACACAAUGCAUGAACCCGAAAUCCAAAACACGAAGGUUUUACUGAUUCCGUUAAAAAAAGUCGCACAUUUAAACUUCAGACCUCUUCACUCACGUCACUUUACCCACUGAAGCAACAAUUCAUCAAACUUUACAGUAUUCCUAAAACUAGCUUUGUGUGCACGUUGUAUUCCAGCAGAUCUCCUCCAGCAAUUCAUAGAGAUGCCGUGUAAAAAUGCAGUUUGGUUGUAGUCCAUUCUCCACUUGCAGUGACUGAGCCUUAUGCUUGAAGUCUCUUCAUCUUAACUGGAAGUUCUUUGAAGUAUUAUUGUGUUCCUGAAGGAAUAGUUGUUUGGUUUUUACCGUGGUCUACACACUGCUACAAACCUGAAAUGCAAUUUUGACUGCUGUAAGGAGGAAUGAUGGGUAAAAACUAAAUAAAAAGAUUGAAACCAUAAA
Messenger RNA from Oryzias melastigma (Indian medaka), 2087 nucleotides. It is a transcript of the gene ctsf, whose product is annotated as cathepsin F. Bases 183 to 1604 code for a protein of 473 amino acids. The record is from RefSeq and is a predicted model, not a curated record. Gene Ontology annotation, cellular component: lysosome. The transcript has 14 exons. NCBI's taxonomy places the organism in Eukaryota, Metazoa, Chordata, Actinopteri, Beloniformes, Adrianichthyidae. Gene Ontology annotation, molecular function: cysteine-type endopeptidase inhibitor activity; cysteine-type endopeptidase activity.